UGGCACCCCUGAUCAUAACUGUUUCGGUAGUGGGAAAAAUCGAUCGCAUUUUUAGUUAAAUAAACUGAAUUACCUCAAAAAGUUUAAAUUUCUUUUAAAAACCUCGAAUAUUGAUGCAUCAACUAUUUUGGUGAAUUGAAUUUCAAUACUAUCUCACCCAAAGUUCCGGUAUCAAUGGAAAGUGAAAAAGACACAUCGGAGUCAGUUGUUACUGAUGAACCAGCGACAGCUUCAGCCACACUCGAAUCUACGUCGGAAGGAAUUUCUCAAAUCGAUAACGAUGUUUCUGAAGCUAUCGCAAGCGAUUCUAAAGAACAUUUUGACGAUGUAUUUUCCCCAACCAAACGUAAGAUGCCGAAAGUCAUAACGGUGCUAGAUGAUAGCGGAGAAGAGGCGGAUUUAAUGGAGGUGACGGAACAGAAUGAAGGUAAAGCAUUCCCAAACACUGAUGCCGAAGUAGUCACUGCAGAAAUUGAUGUGUCGCAAGACCCCGUAGACGAUGAAUUGUCCAAGACUUCAGGAGUUUCGAACAAAACAACUAUUGAAGAGGAGGAAACCAAAUUUUCUAGAACUUCCAAAGACGGAAAUGAACCACUAAUUAUUGCUGUGGAAGAGAGUGUUUUGCUUGUAUCAUCGGAUGUUGCAGAACCUACUGAAGAAGGUACGAGGGAUGACGCAAAUUCAAAUAAGGAUAACAAACCGAGUCAUAGGAAUGUUAAUGAUCCACACGAAGAGGAAAUGCAAAACAUGCCGAAUAAAACGAUUGUUUCUGAAUCACGAAAAGACAACAUUUCUAGCACUGAAUCCUUAAAGAAUUUAACUGAAGACAAAGCCUGUAAUCUGACAGAAAAUCAAGAGAUGAAAGAUACUUAUAGAGUUGAAACGCAUUCAUCAUCCCUGGAGGAAACAAAUCAAGAAGAUCUCCAUAACGAAAAAGAUAACAUUGAUCAAAUAGAAGAAAUAACAACGGGAUCUAUUCAGACUCAAUCCGUGAUAGAAUCAAAUGAUGAUUCCAAAGAGGUUUCAACGGAAAAAUCAAAAGAAACUAUCACCAUUUCCGAUAGAACAGUUGAACUGAGCGUAGAAAAAAAAAGCCAAGUUUUAAAAUCCACGACUAGUGAAACAUCGGACACAAUUGAUAAAACGGAAAAUUUAGAAACGCAAAAACAAAUAUCUGAUGAUGAGAGUCAAAGCUCCGAAAUUAUUCUAAUCGACGAUUCUCAAGGAACAACCGAAAAUGAUGACCAUGGAAAACAAGAAGGUCUAGAAAAAGAAACAAUUGAGGAGAAGAAAGAAGACUUGGCUCUUCCAGAAUCGUCUCCAAAAACUUCAGAGGAUAAACCAAAAAUAAAUAAAAUCGGCGCCAUAAACACAGACAAUGUAGUGUUAAAAGACAUCCAUACAAAUGAAGAAUCAAAAUCUGAAACCAUAUCCAAUGAACCAAUUUCAGAAGAACCUAAUGGGAAAGCAAAACAAUCGAAGGAUGAUAUAAUUUUGAUCGAAGAUGGUUCAGGUUCAGGUGAAAAUCAUCGGCUAGAUAGUCAGGAUAAAAUUGUCAUGAAAGAAUCCACUGAAACAAUAGAAGAUAAACCAAUAGAAGAAGAUAACAAAACUGAAUCAGCUUUGGUGCCAAAAAAUUCAACGGAAAAUAAAAUAACAAGCGAUGAUGAAGAUGUUGUCAUGAUUGGUGAUGAUACUCACAUCACUGAAGAAAAUACCAAUAAUACACCUUUGACUGAAAAAUCGUCCAUAUCUGAAGUAAACAAAGAAAAAAACAAUGACAUUUACGAAACUCAUGAAAAAUUGUCGAAGGAAGAAGAAAUGCAAAUUGACGAACCGAUAGCCGUUAAAUUGAAUGAAAAUGAACAAGCCCUCGGUGAAAAGAAGGAAGCAUCAAAAAAAUCGCCGAAGAAAAUCAUUAUGUUGGAUGAAAAAUCAGGCAAUUUUGAAGAGAUAGAAUGUCCUCCGGAGGAAUCAGUAGUUCCCCAACUCAUCACAGGCGAUUCUGACGAAGAAGUAAUAAUGAUUGGUUCGAGUCGUCCUAAGAAAACAAACGAACGAAAUGGCAGCAAAACGCAGUCCAAGGCAGCUCCGACAGCCGCAGUCAUGAAAUCUGCCCCCGUAGCUACAGAAAAGCUCGAUCCUAAAAGUAACAAAACUACCCCCAAAACUGUUUCGGUUGACUGUGUUAAUCCGGAGUGUCAACGAGAAUCAUCCCAAAGUGCUCCGGCUCCACUUUUCAUACUUAACUUUUACGGAGUUCCUAAGAAAAAUAAACGACAACGAAUCUGUCUGACGUGCUACGAUGAGUCUAUACAAAAAUAUGAGGAACUUUGUGGUGUUGUUGAGGAUCACAGGCCGCUGCUAUUCUCCGACAUGCCUCGAAAAAAUGAACUUGUUGAAAUUUCUGACAGCAGCGAGGAGGAGGAGGAUGAAGAAACCAAAAAGGAAUCCGAAAAACCUCUAUCUGCUGAUAUCAUAUCGUUGGUAGAAUCGGAAUUGAACAGCAUUCUCACCAGCACUUUCGAAAAGAUUAAUAUAACGCAGCAGAUUGAUUGGACAGAACAAAUUAUGAAACAAAAGAUUGCAUAUAAUGCGAAACUAUCGGACGAAAUUAACAACGAGCUGAACGAGCUGCAGCGAAAAGUGGACAAGAUUCACCUUCAAUUAUACUCGAAAUCCCGGCCUCGCUUCCAGGAAUUGCCACCGUGCAACAUUUUUCACGAAGUAGACCUACGCAAUCAACCCGCCACUGUUGGUCAAACGCAAACGUCUUCUAGUCGGCAAGCAUCGUCUCCGCAGAAGCCAGCCAGUGCAUCUCUAGGUCCCAAAAAGGAAGAAUUUCACCGUCCAGCAAUAGUUGUCGGGCAAUUUUUCUUCGCCGUCAAGCACAAAUUGCUGAGUAACUGGGCUGAAUGUCAGGUUGUGGAAGCAGUCUCGGUAGCCGAAAAAACUCUAUACAAAGUAAAUUUUAUGAUCAGUACGGCAACUGGAACUGCGCCCAUCAAAGUAGUUCCAGCUAAAUAUUUGGCGUACCGACAUUCUUUCAAUGUUAAGCUUCCCCUCGGGACGCGAGUUAUUGCUCGUUUCGAUGCUGGAACUACUUUACUUUCCGCGAAACAGAGUUCGCAGCAAUCGAAGACGACCUCGUACUACCCUGGAAUCAUUGCGGAAUCGUUUGGAAAAUAUAACCUUCAUCGAUAUCUAAUAUUCUUCGAUGAUGGCUACGCACAGUACGUCAAUCAUGGCGAUGUCCGAGUGGUCUGUGAAGAGUCAAAAGAAGUAUGGGAGGAUAUCCAUCCUCAUUCGCAAGAAUUUAUUCGUAAUUAUCUAUUGAACUACCGUUCGCAAAGACCAAUGGUGCAGGUCAAAGUGGGACAAAAAAUUAUCACUGAAUGGAAGGGAAAAUGGAUCUAUGCAAAGGUGGUUGACAUUGAUGCAAGUUUAGUUCAACUGCACUUUCCGGACGACAAUCGGUAUGAAUGGAUUUACCGGGGAUCCACCCGUUUGGGUCCACUCUACCAGGAGAAGGCUCUAAGCAUGAGCAAGCAAAACAAUAAAUUCUCUAAAUUCCAGAAACGAAAUGAACCAUCUAUCGAAUACAUCACUUUAGAUGAUGACGAUGAUGAGGAUCAAAAUAAGCAAGACGCUAAAAAGACCACCACUACGCAAGAACAGAACGAUCAACAACAACAACAGAACAAGUAUAUAUCACAUCAACAGAUAAACCAGCAGACGAAUGAUAACUCUAUUCGUUCGGUUGCCAAAAAGAGCACAUUUAGCAGAUCUUUACCACAGCCUCAAACACAGCCAUCAGCCGUCUUUAUGAACAGUUCAACUAUCUACUGUGAGGAUGAUCGACCAAAGGGCAAAAUCGUUUACUACACAGCCAAAAAACAUCUGCCGCCACUGAAAUACAAACCUCAUGAUUGCAACCCAAGUUGCCUGUUUAAAAUAACACACAAUCUCAAAUCAUAUAGUCCACUUGCCAAACCUCUCCUGUCCGGCUGGGAACGACAGCUUUGCAAGAUGCGCUACAAGAAGGUGUUUGUAGUUUAUCGAGCUCCUUGCGGAAGGCGACUAAGAAAUAUGUACGAACUCCAUCUGUAUCUUCGCAUGACCCAGGCACUACUCAACGUAGAAAACUUCGAUUUCGACCCGAUGGUACAUUGUCUGGCGGAGUAUGUCAUUGAGAAUCACAUCUACCACAACCCUGAUCUUUCGGAUGGGAAAGAAUAUAUGGCCGUGCCCUGCGUUAACUAUUUCGACGACACCAAACCACCACCCUGUAUAUACUCGACCGAGCGUAUUCCAACGGAAGGGGUCAAUCUCAAUUUGGAUCCUAAUUUCUUGUGCGGAUGCGAUUGUGAGGAUGAUUGUUUGGAUAAAACUCGCUGCCAAUGUUGGCAGUUGACUAUCGCUGGUGCCAAAUUUGGCAAUCCGAACACUCCUGUCGAUAAUAUCGGUUAUGUGUAUAAGCGCCUGCAGGAAGCGGUUUUAACCGGUAUCUAUGAAUGCAACGCUAAUUGUCGCUGCAAGAGCAAUUGUUUGAACCGAGUAGUGCAGCAUCCACUGCAAACGAAACUACAGGUGUUCAAAACGAGUAACCGGGGCUGGGGAAUCCGAUGUUUGAACGAUGUCCCCAAGGGAUCCUUUAUUUGCAUCUAUUCAGGACAUUUGCUGACCGAGGAAGCAGGAAAUAAUAUUUGCCAGAUGAACGAGAACAAAGCCGGGGAUGAGUAUUUCGCCGACCUAGAUUACAUUGAAACCGUGGAACAAUUAAAGGAAGGUUACGAGACAGAUGUGGUGGAAUCAGAGAGUGAAAAUGAUAGCGAUGGGCCAGAUUAUGAUGCUAAAAAGGAUCUGAGCGAUGGAUCUGAUGAGGAUUUUACUGGCAAGGUCAAAACCACAAACCAGGUUAUUAAAACGCGAUCGCAACUUCUUCGUAGCGACAGCAGCAAAGAUGACUCAAAGGGAUCAGAAACGCAGAAACAAAAAAAACACAAAAAGAAAGAUGAGAACCGGACAGGUUCAGAUGAUGAACGUGAGAUGGUGAGUUUAGUACCAACUUUGGAGAUGAACAAGGAAGACGAUUCUAAUGGACUCGCCAAGUUUCGGUCCGUACGUAAAAUGAUGGGGAAGCAUGAAGCCAUUUACAUUAUGGAUGCCAAAAAAUCAGGCAAUCUCGGACGUUAUUUCAACCAUUCCUGCAACCCGAAUCUCUUUGUGCAAAACGUUUUCGUUGACACGCACGAUUUGCGUUUCCCAUGGGUAGCCUUCUUCGCACUCAGCAACAUCCGGGCUGGUUGUGAAUUGACAUGGAACUACAACUACGAUGUUGGAUCCGUCCCAGGUAAAGUACUGUAUUGCCAGUGCGGUGCGGAAAAUUGUCGUCAACGGUUGCUGUAAAUCGAAACCUGGCUUGAAACGUCUCACACAAACGUCAUUACGUGUAUUUCCUUUUAGUUUUUAUCCGAGCGACGGUUAGAUUUUAAUAUUCUGACAAACUGUGAAUGUUUCUAUUAUGGACAUAGUAUUAAGCAAAUAAAUAUCAUGAAUACAGUAAA
This is a messenger RNA of Uranotaenia lowii, 5567 nucleotides long. RefSeq names its product histone-lysine N-methyltransferase eggless (gene egg). The record is from RefSeq and is a predicted model, not a curated record. Gene Ontology annotation, molecular function: histone H3K9 methyltransferase activity; zinc ion binding; protein binding. Gene Ontology annotation, cellular component: nucleus. The transcript is spliced from 9 exons. Gene Ontology annotation, biological process: heterochromatin organization; negative regulation of gene expression. Lineage: Eukaryota; Metazoa; Arthropoda; Insecta; Diptera; Culicidae. Bases 175 to 5409 code for a protein of 1744 amino acids.